GGUGUCUCUCAGAUAUCACUGUCGACUGUACAACGAGUGGCGACAGUCCAAUCAGAGAGUAGUCCUCCUCCUCCCGAGGGCGCACAGCGAGGCGUCAGCGCUGCACUCCUUACAAGGCUCACAGCGAGGGAAGCAGCCGUCCAAAGAGUCAAUAGUCUGAGUGCAGAGCUGGCCUGGAACCGGCUCUCAUCAGUGGGUGGAAUCCGUUCAUCUUCUGCUCUCUUUGAACUUUUUAAAGCACCGUGCCAUGUGUGAACGGCCACAGGUCCAAGCAGCACUUUAUUCUCAGAGACCAUUGUGAACAAAGUAAAUGACUGCCUCACCUGGACACGAGGGAUGCUGUCAGCUGUUAAACUGUCAGCGUUUUGGUUGACCAAAUGACACAAGGCUGAACACUGUGAUGUUAACUUGCAAGAGCACCACACUCUUGAUGAUCAAUCAGAUAUUUUUACCAUGAUGAAGACAUUAUGGCUCCACUGUAGGCACCUUCUUCAAACAACAAAGACAUUCUUAUUUCAGCAGCACGAGCAGACACAUGGAUAAAGAACUUUGCUGUGAAGUUGGUGUUAAAACUGUAAUCUGUGACAGUCAUGUGCCUCAGCUGAAAUUAAACAGCCUUAAAGUCCUCUCCUGGUGCAGGUAACCGCUACAUCCAAUCUGAAAGUCUAUUAAGUAGUCCAAUGACAAUUUGAUUGAUUGACUGAUUGAUUGAUAGGGACACACUUAAACCAAAGGCUAUUUUUGUAUUUGAAACAUUUUGUUGUUUGGUCUGUUUCAUGUGCGUGUUGAUGUAGAUCAAUAAAAUUCACUGUUCAAUUUAA
Messenger RNA from Morone saxatilis (striped sea-bass), 821 nucleotides. RefSeq names its product E3 ubiquitin-protein ligase MARCHF3-like. Gene Ontology annotation, biological process: protein ubiquitination. The record is from RefSeq and is a predicted model, not a curated record. Lineage: Eukaryota; Metazoa; Chordata; Actinopteri; Moronidae. Gene Ontology annotation, molecular function: zinc ion binding; ubiquitin-protein transferase activity.